Messenger RNA from Eutrema salsugineum, 5279 nucleotides. RefSeq names its product myosin-7. NCBI's taxonomy places the organism in Eukaryota, Viridiplantae, Streptophyta, Magnoliopsida, Brassicales, Brassicaceae. Gene Ontology annotation, biological process: vesicle transport along actin filament; actin filament organization. The coding region runs from base 133 to 5043 and encodes 1636 amino acids. Gene Ontology annotation, cellular component: cytoplasm; vesicle; actin cytoskeleton. The record is from RefSeq and is a predicted model, not a curated record. The transcript has 42 exons. Gene Ontology annotation, molecular function: microfilament motor activity; actin filament binding; ATP binding.
GUGUUCGGGAAAUUUCAUAAGAAGUUGGAAAUUUCCAAACUUUUGUGGUUGUUGUUGAUGAUGUUUUCUCCCAUUGGGAUUGUUGAGCCGAGAUCGUUUUAGAGGAAAUCUGACCAGAUUCUAUCAUUAAUAAUGGCUGCUUCAGCCAAGGUAAGUGUAGGGUCUCAUGUCUGGGUGGAGGAUCCAGAUGAAGCCUGGAUUGAUGGAGAAGUAGAAGAAGCCAACAGUGAAGAAAUCACAGUAAACUGUUCGGGAAAGUCGGUAGUGGCAAAGGUAAAUGGUGUCUACCCCAAGGACCCCGAGUUCCCUGAACUUGGGGUGGACGACAUGACAAAGCUUGCAUAUUUGCAUGAACCAGGUGUUCUGCUCAAUCUCAAGUGCCGAUAUAAUGCAAAUGAAAUUUAUACAUACACCGGAAAUAUAUUGAUAGCUGUGAAUCCCUUCAAAAGAUUACCACACCUUUAUGGAAGUGAGACGAUGAAACAGUACAAGGGCGCAGCUUUUGGUGAGUUGAGUCCACAUCCGUUUGCCGUUGCUGAUUCUGCAUACAGGAAAAUGAUAAACGAGGGAGUGAGCCAGGCGAUCUUGGUGAGUGGUGAAAGUGGUGCUGGGAAGACGGAGAGCACAAAGAUGCUCAUGAGAUAUCUUGCCUACAUGGGCGGAAGAGCUGAGAGUGAAGGACGAUCCGUGGAACAGCAAGUUCUGGAGUCCAAUCCAGUUUUAGAAGCUUUUGGCAAUGCAAAAACCGUUAGAAACAAUAAUUCAAGUCGUUUUGGUAAGUUUGUGGAGAUUCAGUUCGAUCAAAGGGGAAGGAUCUCCGGAGCUGCUAUCAGGACAUAUUUGCUAGAGAGGUCGCGUGUUUGUCAAGUUUCUGACCCUGAAAGAAACUAUCAUUGCUUUUACAUGCUUUGCGCUGCACCGGAACAGGAAGUUGAGAGGUACAAGUUAGGAAAACCAAGCACAUUUCGCUAUCUGAAUCAGUCUAAUUGCUAUGCAUUGGAUGGGCUUGAUGAUUCCAAGGAAUACUUAGCUACAAGAAAAGCUAUGGACGUUGUUGGGAUCGAUUCUGAAGAGCAGGAUGCAAUCUUCCGAGUAGUGGCUGCAAUCCUUCAUCUAGGGAACAUCGAGUUUGCAAAGGGUGAAGAAUCAGAAGCUUCAGAACCUAAAGACGAAAAAUCACGGUUCCAUCUAAAAGUGGCAGCAGAACUUUUCAUGUGUGAUGAGAAAGCUUUAGAAGAUUCCUUAUGCAAAAGGGUCAUGGUGACUCGUGAUGAAAGCAUUACAAAGUCGCUUGAUCCUGAUAGUGCUGCUCUAGGCAGAGAUGCACUAGCCAAAAGUGUCUAUUCUAAGUUAUUUGAUUGGCUGGUGACCAAGAUCAAUAAUUCUAUUGGCCAAGACCCAAAUUCAAAACACAUCAUUGGAGUUCUAGAUAUUUAUGGAUUUGAGAGUUUCAAGACAAACAGUUUUGAACAGUUUUGUAUAAAUUUGACAAACGAGAAACUGCAGCAACAUUUCAACCAGCACGUGUUCAAGAUGGAGCAAGAAGAAUAUACUAAAGAAGAGAUUGACUGGAGUUACAUAGAGUUCAUCGAUAAUCAGGAUGUCCUUGAUCUUAUUGAAAAGAAACCUGGUGGUAUCAUUGCCCUUCUGGACGAGGCUUGCAUGUUUCCAAGAUCAACACAUGACACAUUUGCACAAAAGCUAUACCAGACUUUUAAAGACCACAAGCGUUUUGCCAAGCCGAAAUUGGCUCAAACAGACUUUACAAUUUGCCAUUAUGCUGGUGAUGUCACUUAUCAGACAGAACUGUUUUUGGACAAGAACAAAGAUUAUGUUGUUGGAGAACAUCAAGCUCUCCUGAGCUCUUCAGAUUGUUCUUUUGUCUCAUCAUUGUUUCCACCAUUGCCAGAGGAAUCUUCCAAAACAUCAAAAUUCUCAUCAAUAGGAUCUCAGUUUAAGCAACAACUGCAAUCUUUGCUCGAGAGUUUGAGCACCACGGAGCCACACUACAUACGAUGUGUGAAACCAAAUAACCUUCUAAAGCCAGAAAUCUUUGAGAACAUUAAUAUUUUGCAUCAACUUAGGUGUGGGGGAGUCAUGGAAGCCAUUAGGAUUAGUUGCGCUGGAUAUCCUACAAGAAAGCCUUUCAAUGAAUUCUUGACCCGCUUCAAAAUUCUAGCCCCAGAGACUACCAAGACAAGCUAUGACGAAGUUGAGGCUUGCAAAAAGCUACUAGCAAAAGCGGACCUCAAAGGUUUUCAGAUCGGGAAGACAAAGGUGUUUCUUAGGGCAGGUCAAAUGGCAGAACUGGAUGCUCACCGAGCUGAAGUUCUUGGUCAUUCAGCACGGAUUAUUCAGAGGAAAGUUCUUAGUUAUCAAACUCGUAAGAAGUUUCUGUUAUUGCAGGUCGCUUCAACAGAAAUUCAAGCCUUGUGUAGAGGACAAGUUGCACGUGUUUGGUUCGAGACCAUGAGAAGAGAAGCCGCUUCUCUGAGAAUUCAAAAGCAGGCACGGACUCAUAUCUGCCAGAAAGCUUAUAAAAGCAUGUGCUCCUCUGCAUGUUCUGUUCAGACAGGGAUGCGAGCAAAAGCUGCUCGAAUUGAACUUCAGUUUAGGAAAAAGAGAAGAGCGGCAAUCAUUAUUCAAAGUCAAAUCAGAGGGUUUUUGUGUCAUCGGCAUUAUGCGAGGAUGAAAAAAGCAGCGAUUACCACUCAAUGUGGCUGGAGAAUGAGAGUCGCACGCCGAGAUUUUCGGAAUCUUAAAAUGGCUGCUAAAGAAACAGGAGCACUUCAAGAUGCUAAGACCAAGCUGGAAAAUCAAGUGGAAGAACUCACUUCAAACUUGGAGCUUGAGAAAAAAAUGAGGAUGGAGAUCGAGGAAGCCAAAUCUCAAGAAAUUGAAGCAUUACAGUCAUCUUUAAAAGACAUGAAACUUGAGCUUAAAGAACUCUCUGCUGAAAAUGAGCAGCUUAAGGAGUUGGUGAGUUCUUUGCAAAAGAAGAAUGAUGAAUUCGAGAGAAAUUCAACAGCUGAAGUUCCUGUAAUUGAUCAGACUGCAAUCGUCAAGCUUGAAGCUGAAAAUCAACAGCUGAAGGAGUUGGUAAGUUCCUUGGAGAAGAAAAUCGAUGCAUUAGACAGAAAACAUGAUGAAACAAGCUCAAAUAUCACAGAGCAGUUGAAGGAGAAUGUUUCAUCUGAUUACGAGGUCGUGAGCAAUCUUGCAGCUGAGAACGAGCGGCUCAAGGCACUAGUAGAUUCAUUAGAGAAGAAAAUCGAUGAAAGCGAUGGGAACAAUUCUUCAGAUGGAAAACAGGAAGGAAAAAGCAUGUUGAGAGGAGAUGCUUCGAUUGAUAAUGAGAAACUUGCUUCUCAAAACAGAGAUGAACUGGUAAGUUCCUUGGAAAAGAAAAUAGAUGAAACAGAGAAGAAGUAUGAGGAAGCAAGUAGACUCUGUGAAGAGAGGCUGAAGCAAGUUUUAGACGCUGAGACAAAGCUAAUUGAGCUGAAGACAUAUAUGCAAAGGCUUGAGGAAAAGGUCUCUGACAUGGAAACAGAAGAAGAAAUUCGCCGGCAGCAAGCGCUGGUGAAUUCUGCUUCCCGGAAAAUGUCACCACAGGUGUCAUUCACAGGAGCCCCGCCUGUGGAGAAUGGAAAUCAUGAACCACUUGCUCCUAUACCGGGAAGAAAGUUUGGGACAGAAUCUUUUAGGCGAUCCCAAAUUGAACGACAACCACAUGAAUUUGUUGACGUUCUUCUCAAAUGUGUAUCCCAAAAUGUUGGUUUCAGUCAUGGAAAGCCUGUUGCAGCUCUUACCAUAUAUAAAUGUCUUCUACACUGGAAAAUAUUCGAAGCUGAAAAAACCAGUAUCUUUGACCGAAUUGUUCCUCCUUUUGGCUCUGCAAUAGAGAAUCCAGAAGACGACAACCAUUUGGCUUAUUGGCUAACAAACACAUCAACACUGUUAUUCCUUCUUCAAAGAAGCCUGAGACAUAAUAACCCAACUGGCUCAAGUCCAACAAAACCUCCUCAGCCAACUUCUUUUUUUGGGAGAAUGACACAGGGUUUUCGUUCAACUUCUUCCCCGAACCUUUCAACUGAUGUGGUGCAGCAGGUAGAUGCUAGAUAUCCUGCUUUACUUUUCAAACAGCAGCUUACGGCCUAUGUUGAAACAAUGUAUGGAAUCAUCCGAGAGAACGUGAAGAGAGAAAUAUCGUCCUUGCUUUCUUCCUACAUUCAGGGUCUGAAGAAUUCAUCACAUGAUUCCUCUGUGUUGGGUACACCAUCAAAGUCAUCUGAAGAAACACUACCAACCAAGGCCGCUGAGUCGUCUGAAGAAAAUUCAACCGCUGAGUCAAAUUCACCAAAACAGCCACCUGAGGAGAAUUCGCCAGCUAGAGAGGGCCAAGCAGCAAAGUCGCCAGAAAACUCUUGGAAAAGCAUUAUUGGGAUUUUGAAUCACAACCUCUUCAUAUGGAAGAAGAAUUAUGUUCCUCCAUUUCUCGUUCAGAAGAUCUUCAUCCAAACAUUCCAAUACAUCAAUGUCCAACUCUUCAACAGUCUUCUCCUCGAACGAGAACACUGCUCAUUCAACGUGAGCAAGGAAGUGAAGGCAGGGUUAGAUGAACUAGAGUCAUGGUGUAGCCAAGCGACUGAAGAGUUUGUGGGAUCUUCAUGGGAUGAACUCAAACACACAAGACAAGCCGUAGUGCUCCUGGUUACAGAACCAAAGUCCACAAUUACAUACGAAGAACUUACAACUAACCUGUGCCCGGUUCUUAGUACUCAGCAACUGUAUAGGAUAUGUACCCUUUGCGAGAAUGAAGACCACGACAAUCAUAACCUAUCGCCAGAGGUGAUUUCCAACUUAAAACUAUUAUUGAAAAAAGAAGAUGAAGACAGCCAUUCCUUUUUAUUAGACAACGAUUCCAGCAUCCCUUUUGAAACCGAUGAAAUCUCGAACUGUAUGCAAGAGAAGGACUUUGCGAAUGUAAAAUCAGCUUCCGAGCUCGCUGAUAACCCCAACUUCCACUUUCUUAAGGAUUGAUUGACAAUAUUGUUUGAGCCUUCUUCCUCCUAAUUAUAGGGCCUCUAAAUGCUACCAUUGAUGAUUCGCCUGACCUGUAUAUUACAAUUCCUUUUUCGGUUUUGAGUUUGUAGAAACCUAUUAGAUUUCUUUUUCUAGUAGUUUCCCCCCAAGAGCGUUUUGCAGUUGAGCGUCUAGUCUGUACGGCUCUCGCUGUCUUCUUUUCACCCUCGUUACUUGUAGGUCAAACAAUCUCA